AACGCCAGUUGCCAUCCAGGGGAGGGGAGAAGAAGAAUUUGUAUUCACAAGUUGACGGAUUCGAGAGAGAUGAAGUCAGAAACACGUUUGUGAGAGUUUGGAUCAGAUUCUCAAAGACUUUUUUGCGAAGAGUCUCUGAUCCUUAAUCGCUUCUCUCUCGCUUGACCUCAUUUCGUCGUCGAAAUCAGAUCCGUGUGAAAAAAUGGCGCCGAAACAAGAUAUGGAGAAGAUGGAGCUUCGUAAGAACUUCCGUAAUGUUUGGCAUACCGAUCUUACCCACAGUAUCCAGAACGAUACUCCUUAUUGUUGCUUCGCGUUGUGGUGUGCCCCUUGUGCAUCAUACUUGCUUCGCAAGCGUGCACUUUACGAUGAUAUGUCAAGGUACAUAUGCUGCGCAGGUUACAUGCCUUGUAGUGGUAGGUGUGGAGAAACCAAAUGUCCUCAACUUUGUCUUGCCACUGAGGUCUUCUGCUGCUUUCCAAACUCUGUGGCCUCGACUCGCUUUCUUCUGCAAGAUGAGUUCCAAAUUCAAACGACAAAAUGUGACAACUGCAUCAUUGGUUUCAUGGUUUGCCUCAGCCAAGUGGCUUGCAUAUUCUCCAUUGUUGCAUGUAUUGUCGGUAUUGAUGAGCUUUCAGAAGCUUCUCAGUUACUCUCAUGUUGCUCUGACAUGGUGUACUGCACGGUUUGCGCAUGUAUGCAGACACAACACAAGAUGGAAAUGGACAAGAGGGACGGUAAGUUCGGGCCACAGCCAAUGGCAGUGCCUCCGGCUCAGCAAAUGUCACGGUUUGAUCAAGCCAUCCCACCUGCAGUCGGUUAUCCUCCACAACAAGGUUACCCGCCUUCUGGUUAUCCUCAACAUCCUCCACAAGGUUAUCCUCAACAUCCUCCACAAGGUUAUCCUCCUUCUGGCUAUCCUCAACACCCCCCUCCAUCAGCUUAUUCUCAAUACCCUCCCGGUGCUUAUCCUCCUCCCGCUUACCCAAAGUAAUCAUCUCUCUUUACCUGUUUUCUCUUCCGAUUGGAAAAAUCUAUUUCAUCUCUUUUGAUUCACGGCAUGUCGUUAAUAUAUAUACUGUCUUGUUAUGGGUCAAGCGUUGAGCGUUCGCUGAUUGUUUUGAGGUCGUUGUUUGUAUGAGAUGUUGACCUCACAUGUUGUUGUUGUCUGAAACGUCCCUCUUGGACUAAGAAAUUUCAUGAAUAUUUUUUUUUCCCCUUUAAA
Arabidopsis lyrata subsp. lyrata is the source of this 1225-nucleotide messenger RNA. RefSeq lists its product as uncharacterized. The record is from RefSeq and is a predicted model, not a curated record. Bases 203 to 994 code for a protein of 263 amino acids. Lineage: Eukaryota; Viridiplantae; Streptophyta; Magnoliopsida; Brassicales; Brassicaceae. The transcript is spliced from 8 exons.